Messenger RNA from Dromiciops gliroides (monito del monte), 459 nucleotides. RefSeq names its product nucleoside diphosphate kinase B-like. Gene Ontology annotation, molecular function: nucleoside diphosphate kinase activity. The transcript has a single exon. NCBI's taxonomy places the organism in Eukaryota, Metazoa, Chordata, Mammalia, Microbiotheria, Microbiotheriidae. Gene Ontology annotation, biological process: GTP biosynthetic process; UTP biosynthetic process; regulation of apoptotic process. The coding region runs from base 1 to 459 and encodes 152 amino acids. The record is from RefSeq and is a predicted model, not a curated record.
AUGGCCACCACCAAGGGCACCUUCAUUGCCAUCAAGCCCAAUGGCAUCCAGCUGGGCCUGGUCGGGGAAAUCAUCAAACGUUUUGAGCAGAAGGGAUUCUGCCCUGUGGGCAUAAAGUUCCUUAGGGCCUCAGAGGAACAUCUAAAACAGCAUUAUGUUGACCUGAAGGACAGGCCAUUUUUCCCUGGGCUUGUGAAAUACAUGAACUCAGGACAUGUUGUAGCCAUGGUCUGGGAAGGCUUUAAUGUGGUGAAGACAGGCAGAGUGAUGCUGGGGGAGACUAACCCAGCUGAUUCUAAGCCAGGAACCAUUCGUGAGGACUUCUACAUUCAAGUUGGCAGGAACAUCAUUCAUGGCAGUGAUUCUGUAAAAAGUGCUGAGAAGGAGAUCAGCCUGUGGUUUAAACCUGAAGAACUGGUUGACUAUAUGUCUUGUGCCCAUGACUGGGUCUAUGAAUAA